Molecule: messenger RNA, 2930 nt
Organism: Humulus lupulus (European hop)
Lineage: Eukaryota; Viridiplantae; Streptophyta; Magnoliopsida; Rosales; Cannabaceae
Product: eukaryotic translation initiation factor 4G-like
Exons: 4
Coding region: 300-2636 (778 amino acids)
Cellular component (GO): eukaryotic translation initiation factor 4F complex
Molecular function (GO): translation initiation factor activity; protein binding; mRNA binding
Source: RefSeq, a predicted model, not a curated record
UUAAAUUUCAAUGCCACGUGUAGAAAAGUAAGUCUGCCAUGUAGCUCAAUUUUAAAUGAAACUGACUUGUGGAAUAAUUCUAGCUUUCCCAGGAAGUAAUUGGGAUUCUACUCAGUCUGCCUAUCUCAAAAGUAGAAAGACAAUAUAGUCAAUCCAGAGGAAGAGCUCAAUAGUCAAUACUACUCUUUCUUAGACUGAACUUUCAUUUUAACAUCCCAUACCAAGUUUCUAGGAUUUUGCUUCUUCAGAAACCGCAGUUCCAAAAGAGGUUGUGUUCUGAAAAAUUGUUUCAGCAACUGAUGAUGCACAAAACUAAGAAGUAUGAAGUGGGUAAAACGAAAAAGGACGAACAAGCCAAGCAAAAGAAGUUUGAGGGUAUAUUAAAGCAGCUAACUCCUUUGAACUUUGAAGAGUUGUUGGAGCAAGUGAAGGCUAUUGAUAUUGAUAAUGCUGGCACACUUCGUGGUGUUGUUGCACAGAUCUAUGAAAAAUCUCUUAUGGAGCCUACUUUCUGUGAGAUGUGUGCUAACUUUUGCUUUCACCUUUCUGGAGAGUUGCCUGAUUUUAGUGAAUAUAAUGAGAAGAUAACUUUUAAGAGAUUACUUCUCAAUAAGUGCCAGGAGGAAUUUGAGAGAGGAGAAAGAGAGCAAGAGGAAGCCAACAAAGCUGAUGAGGAGGGCGAAGAAAAACAAUCUGAAGAGGAAAGAGAAGAGAAGAGGAUCAAGGCAAGGAGACGGAUGUUGGGUAAUAUUAGGUUGAUUGGGGAGCUGUACAAGAAGAAUAUGUUGACUGAGAGGAUAAUGCACGAAUGCAUUAAGAAACUGUUGGGUCAACAUCAAACUCCUGAUGAGGAAGAUGUUGAAGCUUUAUGUGUGCUGAUGAGCACAAUUGGGGAGAUCAUUGACCAUCCAAAAGCUGAGGAGCAUAUGGAUGCUUAUUUUGAUUGCAUGAAAAUCUUAUCAAAUAAUAUGAAGCUAUCAUCUAAGGCCAGGCUAAUGUUGAAGGAUACCAUUGAUCUUAGAAAGAAUAAAUGGCAGCAAAUUAGGAGAGUAGAAGUGUGUAAAACUGGAGACGAGGAAGAGGCCAAGCAGAGGCAGUUGAGGGCUAUAUUAAACAAACUAACUCCUACAAAAUUUAGCAAACUGCUUAAGCAAGUGAUAUAUGUUGAAAUGGAUAAUGCUAAGACGCUCCUUGGUCUCGUAGGACAAAUUGUUGACAGAGCCCCCAUGGAGCCUACUUUUUGUGAGGUGUAUGCUAACUUCUGCUAUCAUCUUUCUGUAGAGUUGCUUCGUUUUUGUCAAGAAAAUGAGAAUAUAUCUUUUAAAAGAUUACUUGCCAUUAAGUGUCAGAAGGAGUUUGAGAAAGGAGAAAGAUUAAGAGAAGAAGCCAAUAAGGUUGAUGAGGAGAGUGAAGUAAAGCAAUCUAAAGAGGAAAGAGAAGCAAAGAUAAUUAAGGGGAAGAGAAGAAUGUUGGGUCAUAUCAAGUUUGUUGGGGAGCUGUACAAGAAGAAAAUGUUGACUGAGAGAAUAAUGCAUCACUGCAUUAGAAAACUGUUGCAUCAACACCACACUCCACAUGAGGAAAAUCUUGAAGCAUUAUGCAUACUGAUAAGCACAAUAGGGGAGAUCAUUGACCAACCAAAGUCAAAGGCGUUGAUUGAUGAAUAUUUAGAGAAGAUGGAAACUCUAUCAAAUAAUAUUGAACUAACAUCUAGGAUUAGGUUCAUGUUGAAGGAUGCUAUUGAUCUCAGAAAGAAUCAAUGGCAACAAAGAAGGAGGAUUGAAGGGCCAAAGGAGAUUCAGGAAAUUCACUACGAUGUUGCUCAACGUCGACAGGAAAAAUCAUGUAGGCAGGGCUGUGGUCUAGGCAUCAAUCUAUCAAGAAGCUGGGAGCCUAGUAAGGAUCAUUUUACAAGAGGGUCGGCUGUGUUAUUCUCUCCCAGUUUUCAGCUAGGCAGUCAGAAUGUUCAUUUAGAUGUGGGGCAGCCUUUUGAGGCCACGACCUUAUCAGCUCCCUUAACUAAAAGACCAGUUUGUGGUGAUGCUAGUACUUUUUUGUCCCAAGAUGGUAUUUCUAGAGUAGUGUCCAGUAGAGGAUCACUUUCACCGUCAUUUUCUUCACUGGCUGAUAGUCCUAGGAAGGAUCUCAUUCCAAGGAUGUGGCUCGAAGAACUGCAAGAGAAGUCAAAGGCAGCUAUUAAAGAAUUUUACAGUGCUAGGGAUGUUGAGGAAGUUACUCGAUGCAUUAAAGAGUUAAACUCCCCAAGCUUCCACCCAACAAUGGUAUUUAUAUGGAUCACAGACUCUUUUGAGGAAAAGGACAUGGAAAUAGAUCUUUUGGCAGAACUUCUUGUCACUCUUACCAAGUCUCACACCGAUACUUUGAGUCGGUCACAGCUCAUUAAAGGGCUGGAAUCCGUUUUGGUAACUUUGGAGGAUAUCAUAAUUGAUACCCCUAAAGCACCAAAGUACCUUGGUCAAAUAUUAGCCAAAAUCAUCAAGGCAAAUGUGGCUUCAUUGGGAGAGAUUGGUCAGUUAAUACACAAUGGUGGAGAGGAGCCAGGCAGUCUUGUAAACACUGGGAUUGCAGCUGAUGUUCUUGGAAAUAUCUUGGAGAGUAUCAGAGAACUAUUUUGAUGAGAAUAUCUCAUACUCUAAUCUGCAUUUGGAGACAAUCCUACCGGCAAAUCCUUUGAAAUCAAGGACUUUAGAGAGAUUCAUUCAGGAUUGGUAGCAAUGCUCAUUGUAAUCUUGUUUAGAUCUGUUAAGAUACUUAACUAUUGGAUAGAUGGAAUUUUUAUGAGGUUUGGAAAAGGUUGUCUUUAUAAUUGCCUCUUCUUUGGUUGGUCUGGAAUCACAUUUGGUUGAAAUGUAUGUAUUAUUAUAUAUUGAACUCUGUUGGUGUGAUAUUAAAAACUUUGAUUUGUGUUA